Molecule: messenger RNA, 2117 nt
Organism: Melanotaenia boesemani (Boeseman's rainbowfish)
Lineage: Eukaryota; Metazoa; Chordata; Actinopteri; Atheriniformes; Melanotaeniidae
Product: transcription factor Adf-1-like
Exons: 3
Coding region: 654-1448 (264 amino acids)
Biological process (GO): regulation of transcription by RNA polymerase II
Cellular component (GO): nucleus; transcription regulator complex
Molecular function (GO): DNA binding
Source: RefSeq, a predicted model, not a curated record
UUCUUUGCUUAACUCAACCUUCUCUUUUAUUUCAUGAAAGUAUGCAAAAGGAGUAUCUAUUUUGGAAAGUCACACCGUUUUAAAUGACAUCACACAUCCCUAUUAUGAAGACGUGACUAUAAACCAUGUGAGACACCUGUCGGACCGUCCAAAUAACCUUUGCUGGUUUAUUCUCUUUAAAUGCAUUACCUAGUGCACCAACUAUCGCGCGAUGUUGCAAUUCUCGCGUGAUCGAGUGAAUUGGAGAAUCCAUCCGCGGCAGAGACGCUCUGCUCUGAAACGCUGGUGGUGGGACAGGCUCCCAGGCGGAAGGCUCAGCAUAGCCACUCCGUUUCGCUUUCGCGACGCUUCUGCCUUUGGUGGAACCGAGGGGUACUGUCCUAGAAGUGUCGUAACUCUGCUUCCCCCAAAAUAUGCAACUGAUCUAUUUUUGCCGCUUGCCGCUUGAAAACCUCGUCAAUUUGGAGUAGAGCGGAUCGUUCAGGCAGGAAAUUAAUUGAUGAAAAGGAAAGUAGAUCCGGCCAAUUUUCAAAAUAAAACACUGUGCAGACUUUGGAUCGCAUUUUACUCUGAACUACCAGCAUUAAGUCACAACCGGCGGCACGGGCACCAAGCCAUCAGGUGAGAGACGGCCUCACCUGAUACUUCACACCAUGGACAACGAGAUGUUUAUCUUGGAGGUGGAAAGUCACACCGUUUUAUAUGACACUAGACAUCCCUUUUAUAAAGACAAUGCCAGAAAAGACAAAGCAUGGGCUGAAAUAGCAGAAAAAAUUGGAGUUGAAGUUGAAGUUUGCAAGACCAAAUGGAAGGCAUUCAGAGAUGCAUUCGUCAAACAUAGAAAGAGGGCACAACACCCCAGUGGGUUGGCUGGUGGAGGAAUCCAAAGGGAAUAUAAAUAUGCAGCAUUAAUGGAUUUUGUUGUGCCCUUCCUCCAGCCAAGAAGAAGCAACCCAAGCCUUGCACCAGCAAACACAGGGGACAGGUCAGAUCCUGGAACGCCACAGUCCAUGUCUGGUUCUGAAUCUGACGAGCGGCCCAGCACACCAGUUAUACAACCUGUACAGCCACUACCAUCCCCUACCCCCUCAGUGUCUGCACCCACAACGUCUGGCAGGACGGAGAGGCCGUCUAGGUCCCGCAGCCCCAGACACCGUCCACAAACAUCAAGAGGUACAUCACGAGUCAAACAGGAGACCGCGCGGAGCCAAAGUGCGAACCCGGACAUUGCAGGACGGCUGAUGUCACUUCUGGAGGAGCCAGUCCCCAAACCGCAAAUGCCAGAUGAAGACCUUGACGAGUGCUACCAUUUUGCUCUGAGCAUCGUGCCAAUGCUGUACAAACUUGAUGAGGAUGGUAGACAGGAAGCAAAAAUAAACAUACUGAGGACUAUUCACAACAUAAGGAAACGCUCCCAACAGACCACUGUCCCCCAGCAACAAACAUAGAAACACAGUCACCCCACACCACCUUCCCCUUACCCCCCCCUAUCCAAACACACACACAUACACACACACACACACACACACACCACUACCUCCCCCCACUUAAGCUGGGUUUAUUUCAUGUUUCAGUGUAUUUGUAUUAAGGUUUCCAGUUUGCUAUUAGUUUUUCUAUUCCAAAAAGUUGAAAGUAUAUUUCUUUAUUUUUUUUUUCGAUAUUAUUUUCUGAGAUUUUAUACAUUAAAAAUUUUCUAUAGAUUUGUGGUCUGUUAUUUGUAAUCUAUGCUACAACUUACCUCAGUUCGAUUGCAGCGCUGUAGUUUCUGGAUUGUCGGGUGAAUUCAGGGCCAAUCAUGGACAUCCAGCUGUUCUGCAUUCAUACCGAAAUACUGAUGAUGCCGUCCCUUGUCCAGUCUCAGCUCAGAGACAAGACUGUAAAAACCACCUUGUUGUCUCCUUUACUGGUUUAGGGGAUGCACCUAGUACUUGUGUAUUCUUCUCGCACCCCUCUCUGCAGUCUUGCAGAUAGGAGAAAAAAAAUGCAGUUUUCCUGUUAAGGUUAAUACUACAUUAUGUAAUUAUUGUAGCUUGAUCAGCAGUUAACAAAAACAGAGCUAUUAAUGUUUUAUCUGUCUUUAAUAUAAGAACAUUGUUUGUACAUUACAGUGCAUCAAA